Acomys russatus (golden spiny mouse) is the source of this 876-nucleotide messenger RNA. RefSeq names its product aldo-keto reductase family 1 member B1-like. Lineage: Eukaryota; Metazoa; Chordata; Mammalia; Rodentia; Muridae. The transcript has a single exon. Gene Ontology annotation, cellular component: cytosol. Gene Ontology annotation, molecular function: aldose reductase (NADPH) activity. The record is from RefSeq and is a predicted model, not a curated record. The annotation marks the transcript as partial.
UGGACGACCACCCUGGGCCUGCGCACCUGGAAGUCCCAUCCUGGCCAGAGGACUGAGGCCGAAAAGUUAGCCAUUGACACUGGGUACCACGACACUGACUGUGAGAAGGAGGUGGGAGUGGCCCUUCAGGAUAAGCUCAAGGAGCAGUUGGUGAAGCGCCAGAAGCUCUUCAUCAUGUGUAAGCUGUGGUGCAUAUUCCAUGACAAGAGCGUGGUGAAAGGAGCCUGCCAGAAGACAUUCAGUGACCUGCAGCUAUGCUACCUACACCUCUACCUUAUUCAUCUGCAUCUGAUUAUUUUCCUGCUGGAUGCAUCAGGGAACGUGAUUCCUAGUGACACCAAUUUUGUGGACAGUUGGACAGCCAUGGAACAACUAGUGGAUGAAGGUUUGGUGAAAGUGAUUGGUGUCUCCAACUUCAACCCUCUUCAGACUGAGAUGAUCCUAAACAAACCUGGCUUAAAAUAUAAGCCUGCAGUUAACCAGACUGAGUGCCACCAAUAUUUAACUCCGGAGAAGCUGAUUCAAUACUACCAUUCCAGAGGCAUCAUGGUGACUGUGUACGGUCCCCUUGGUUCUCCUGACAGGCCCUGGGACAAGCCUAAUGUCCUUUCUCUCAUGGAGGAUCCCAGAAUCAAAAUAAUUGCAGCCAAGGAUAAUAAAACUACAUGCCAGGGGCUGAUCUGAUUUACUAUACAAAGGAACUUGGUAGUGAUCCCCAAGUCUGUGAUACACAUUACUGAGAACUUUAAGGUCUUUGGUUUUGAGCUGAGCAGUGAGUAUGUGACCACUCUACUCAGCUACAAGAGGAACUGGAGGGUAUGUGACUUGAUGAUCUGUGCCAAACACAAAGAUUACCCCUUCCAUGCAGAAGUCUGA